This is a messenger RNA of Trichobilharzia regenti, 751 nucleotides long. The record is from the annotation of a GenBank genome assembly. NCBI's taxonomy places the organism in Eukaryota, Metazoa, Platyhelminthes, Trematoda, Strigeidida, Schistosomatidae.
AAUUGAUCGAUAUUAUUGAUUAACAAUUUACUUUAAACUUCUCUGAAGUCAUAGUUACACUAAUUACUAAGUAUCAUUUUUCAGAGCGUCCGAAAAUUGUUCAACUUCUAUUGGAAUGCUUAAGAAUUGCAUUUAUCUGAUGAUAUUUAUAUCACUAUGGCAUGGUCAAGCGGGAGCAGACGAUGCAGUGACACCGGCCACAGUAGAAACUCCGGAGGUCCCGCAGGCGAAACGGCGAAGGAGAACAAAGACGGAAACACGACGAGUUUGAAAUGUUAUAAUUGUGAUAGUUGUGAGAAGCCUUCUGAUAAUCAAACGAAGGAAAACUGUGGAUCAUGCAGAAAAUAUAUAAAAAGUGGCAAAGUUCAACGAUACGAAUGUAGUGAUAAGCAGGGAUGCGGCGAUUUAAAAGAUCAGAAAGGUGAUGAUAAAACUGAAUGUUGCAGUGAUAAAAAUUUGUGCAAUUCAACUGGAAAGAAUAAAAUCAAUACAAUACUUUUAGGAAGUACAAUCUCCUUAGUGCUAAUAGCUCUAUUUGAAAAUACGAUAUUUUCCUGAACACCCUCAUUAUAUCCUACAAAAAAAAACAAUUUUAGAAUUUAAGAUGUGUACGGAAAACUGUUAACUUCUUAUGAAAACAGAGUAACCCGCCCUCCCUUGCCACCUUCCACAACCACCACCAAUGAGAAACCAACAAAUUUAUUAAUGUAUGCAAAAAAUAUAUAUAUGUGUAGCUGGUCAAUAAAACCAA